Molecule: messenger RNA, 1149 nt
Organism: Lytechinus pictus (painted urchin)
Lineage: Eukaryota; Metazoa; Echinodermata; Echinoidea; Temnopleuroida; Toxopneustidae
Product: E3 ubiquitin-protein ligase TRIM33-like
Exons: 1
Coding region: 1-1149 (382 amino acids)
Biological process (GO): protein monoubiquitination
Molecular function (GO): ubiquitin protein ligase activity; zinc ion binding
Source: RefSeq, a predicted model, not a curated record
AUGGUUGAAGCAUUAAAGACUGUCAUCUCCCAGAGUACAGAGUGUCGAGUGUGUCUUUCUACAUUCACCGAUCCCAAGAUCCUGUCUUGUUCUCACACUUUCUGCAAGACUUGCCUGGACAACCUAUUGGAGUGCCAAGGUAACUGCCAGAUCCGAUGCCCUGUCUGCAGAGCUGUGACCCAGGUCCCAAACGAAGAUGUCGGCAAACUACAGGUAAAUCUUGCUUUGAAAAGUCUAAUAGAGGAUAUGAAGGGCCAUCCUCAGAUUUGCACAAAUUGUAAAUCAAAUGACAAGCCCCAUGCUGUUGUCUACUGCCAAGACUGUGGCAAGUAUCUCUGCACAUCUUGUCUUAAUACCCACUCUCAAUGGGAAGGCUUUAUCGAUCAUGAAGUCAUUGCCAUGAGUGAGAUCUCAUCAGGAAAGGUGUCUGUACGUAGAUACCGGAAAUGCAGGAAACACCCGAAAGAAGAUGAGGAUUACUUCUGUUCCACCUGCAGGAGAUUCACAUGCUUCAGAUGCGGUGUGAUGGAACAUAAAGACGAGGGACACCAGGUCGUCGAGGGAGCUGCUUAUGAGGACAAACACGUGAAGAACAUCGAAGACCUGAAAUCAAAGGUUGAAAAUCAACAGUCAUGCUUUCAGAAGUACAUUGAUUUCAUUGAUGAGCAGAGGAAGAGUGUUGACAAUGCCAAGAAACAGUGUACAGGUGACAUCAACAAAUCAUAUGAUGAUGCGGUCCGGCAGUUGAGAGAGAAGAGAGAAAGCUUGCUAAGAGAAGUCAAUGAAACGACCGAAGGAGCAGAGAAAGAACUGGAAAGCAUGAAGACCACGGCUAAGAAGUACAUCAAUCAGUUGACGACCAUGGCUGAAAUGGUAACUAACAAAAUAAAGAUUCCAUUAGAUAUUGAUACUUUGGCUGCACACGACACUCUGUGUGAAGAGUUAAGAGAGGUCAUUGAUCAAAAUGAUCCUGACUACGAGAAGCCGAAUAAAUCGGGCAUAAAGGGGAAAAGGGUUAGGUUCAAGAGAAAUGUUGGAGUGGAUGAGCUAGGCCUUGGAAAGAUUGUUAAUGUUGAAAGAAACGUCGCCUUACACACUUAUAAAACCUUUGAUCUCAUAUUUGAUUACUCUGAUGACUCUGAUGACUAA